AAGCAACUCUGCAGGGCUUUGCUCUGCUCAGCAGGCUGCAGAGUUUGCUGCAGAUGCAGACCUGAAAUCCAUCUUUCUACCACCUACGUACCGUCCGGGGGGGGUUGCAUGUCUUCUUGCCUUCUGUGUCUUUCCCCAGACCUCUGUUCUCGAGAGGAAGCUCUGUUCUGCUGCUGGCAAUGCAUCCUGAGAGGUGGCUAUGUUCGUGCUACCCCACUUUCUGUGUGUGGGCAUUCGUGUUCACAUCCUUGACUAAAGGUACCACAGCCUGCGAAUCAGAGGAACGGUUAUUUCACCACCUCUUCUCCCAGUACAACCAGUUCAUCAGGCCAGUGGAAAAUGUGUCCGAUCCAGUCAGAGUGUAUUUUGAGCUGGCCAUUACCCAGCUUACAAACGUGGAUGAAGUCAAUCAGAUUAUGGAAACAAAUUUGUGGCUUAGACAUAUUUGGAAUGACUACAAAUUGCGAUGGGAUCCCAAACAAUAUGAUGGCAUUGAAUUUAUUCGUGUAGCAGCAGAUAAAAUUUGGAAACCAGAUAUUGUCUUGUAUAACAAUGCCGUGGGAGAUUUUCAAGUUGAAGGAAAGACCAAAGCCCUCCUUCGAUAUGAUGGAAUGAUCACCUGGACCCCACCAGCUAUUUUUAAAAGCUCCUGUCCUAUGGAUAUCACUUUUUUCCCGUUUGAUCAUCAGAACUGUUCACUCAAAUUUGGCUCAUGGACCUAUGACAAAGCCAAAAUCGAUCUUCUGAUCAUUGGAUCCAAAGUAGACAUGAAUGACUUUUGGGAAAAUAGUGAGUGGGAAAUAGUUGAUGCUUCUGGCUACAAACAUGAUAUCAAAUACAACUGCUGUGAAGAGAUCUACACAGACAUAACAUAUUCCUUUUAUAUUCGAAGGUUGCCAAUGUUUUACACCAUAAAUCUGAUCAUCCCUUGUCUUUUCAUCUCAUUCCUGACUGUGCUAGUUUUCUAUCUGCCAUCUGACUGUGGUGAGAAAGUGAACCUUUGCAUCUCUGUGCUCCUUUCUUUGACUGUAUUUUUACUGGUGAUCACAGAAACAAUCCCAUCCACCUCUUUAGUAAUUCCCCUAGUAGGUGAAUAUUUACUGUUCACUAUGAUAUUUGUGACUCUGUCAAUUGUCAUCACAGUGUUUGUCCUGAAUAUACAUUACAGGACUCCAACCACACACACAAUGCCCAAAUGGGUAAAAACUGUCUUCCUUAAGCUGCUCCCCAAAGUCCUGUUGAUGCAGAGGCCACUGGAACAGCAGAAAAAAAAUGACUCUAAAAAACCCAAGAAAGCAUCAGACAGUAAGUCAGGCAAGCCAAAGCACAGCAAACACAAAGAUACCAAAUUUCAGAAGGAGCAGCGAUGCAGUCACUGUGACAAGGCCGCUGAACUCGCUACCACCAAGAGAGGACUGAGCCAUCAGAAAUGGAUGGAAGAGCAGGUGGAGUACUCCCCAGAGGUGAAGGAUUUCCUCAGCAACGUCCAGUUCAUCGCAGAAAACGUGAGGUCUCAAAAUGAAACCAAAGAGGUGGAAGAUGACUGGAAAUACGUAGCUAUGGUGAUAGACAGAGUGUUUCUGUGGGUAUUUAUAAUCCUUUGUGUGUUUGGGACCGCAGGACUCUUUAUCCAGCCACUGAUAGCAGACACAUGACUUGAUCCACUGCUUUUUACCCGCUUUGGGUUUUGUUUCAUUUUUGGUUUGUAAAUUUACCUUGUUUUUAUCUCCUUUACAUAACUCAGCUGCUCAUCACCUCCUCAGCACCCAGCUGCAGAGGGCCCCAGAUCAAUAAAGCACAUGUUUAUAUUUGUGUUUGAAAUCAGACAGGUCUUAAGCACUUAAUCAUAUUGGAAGACAAAAAUGACUUCAUAUUAGAAUGUGAUAACCAUGUAAGGGAUACACAUUUGAAAACUACGUGAUUUCAAAAUCUUGAAUAGCUUGUUCAUCUGCCACUUAGCUUUGCAUGUGAUCAAAAGUCCCCUCUGCUUCCUGAUACUGAAUACCAAGACCCUGAUGAGCUUCAGAAGGAUUUCCAAGCCACAUCUCUCUCAUCAGAUUAACAGUGGUCCUAGUUCCACAGGAGCUUCCCCUCUGAAAACUCUU
Molecule: messenger RNA, 2105 nt
Organism: Empidonax traillii (willow flycatcher)
Lineage: Eukaryota; Metazoa; Chordata; Aves; Passeriformes; Tyrannidae
Gene: CHRNA6
Product: cholinergic receptor nicotinic alpha 6 subunit
Exons: 6
Coding region: 180-1655 (491 amino acids)
Biological process (GO): monoatomic ion transmembrane transport; nervous system process; signal transduction
Cellular component (GO): neuron projection; postsynaptic membrane; synapse
Molecular function (GO): acetylcholine-gated monoatomic cation-selective channel activity; transmembrane signaling receptor activity
Source: RefSeq, a predicted model, not a curated record